UUGAACGCGGCUCGACUCUCCUCCUCUUCCCGUCUGUAAGUUUCACUUUCACUCUCGUUGUGUCGCAGUUUCUCUCCCUUCAGACGAAAAAAGAUGAGCGCUUUGCUAUCCAGCUAUGAAUCAGUGUGAGGAGACGGAGGAGGGAGUCCCUCCCUCUAAAAGCACUCUGUGGGGGGAACAUGGCAGCCAGACCAAAGCUCAAAGCCCAGAGAAGCAGCAGAGACCAGACUCUCCUGUUCCCAGCUGUGUGUCCAUGAAGAGCCACCAGUCCAUAAUCGAACCUUAUAACUUCAAAGGGGGACGGCACUCUGAUGAAGACAGGGUUCAUCAGCAGAGACCAGACUCUCCUGGACCCAGCUGUGUGUCCAUGAAGAGUGACCAGUCCAUAAUUGAACCUUAUAACUUCAGAGAUGGACAGCACUCUGCUGAAGAAAGGGUUCAUCAGCAGAGACCAGACUCUCCUGUUCCCAGCUGUGUGUCCAUGAAGAGUGACCAGUCCAUAAUUGAACCUUAUAACUUCAAAGGGGGACGGCACUCUGAUGAAGACAGAGUCCAGAGGGUUCCUGGUGGUCAGUCUGUCCAGCAGCAUCCUACAGACCUGGACUCCAUAUUUAUGCAUCUGGAGGAAAACAUUUUAACUUUUAUGAAGAACGAGUUGAAGAAGGCCCAGAAGGUUCUGAGUACAAAUUACCCAGAAUGCUUGGAGAGACACAGUGAGGAUAAGGAGGCAGUGGACGGUGAGGAGAAAGAGCAGAGGAGAAUCAGCAGAGAGGCAUUUCUGAAGAUCACACUGCACUUCCUGAGGAGAAUGAAGCAGGAUGAGCUGGCUGAUCGUCUGCAGAGCAGAACUGUUGCUGCAGUUUGUCGACUUAAACUCAAGUCUCACCUACAGAAGAAGUGUCAGUCUGUGUUUGAGGGGAUUGCUAAAGCAGGAAACCCAACCCUUCUGAACCAGAUCUACACAGAGCUCUACAUCACAGAGGGAGGGACUGCAUAUGUCAAUGAAGAACAUGAGGUCAGACAGAUUGAAACAGCAUCCAGGAAACCAGACAGACCAGAAACAACCAUCAGACAAGAAGACAUCUUUAAAGCCUCACCUGGAAGAGAUGAACCAAUCAGAACAGUGAUGACAAAGGGAGUGGCUGGCAUUGGGAAAACAGUCUUAACACAGAAGUUCACUCUGGACUGGGCUGAAGACAAAGCCAACCAGGACAUACAGUUCACAUUUCCAUUCACUUUCAGAGAGCUGAAUGUGCUGAAAGAGAAAAAGUACAGCUUGGUGGAACUUGUUCAUCACUUCUUUCCUGAAACCAAAGAAGCAGGAAUCUGCAGCUUUGAAGAGUUCCAGGUUGUGUUCAUCUUUGACGGUCUGGAUGAGUGUCGACUUCCUCUGGACUUCCACAACAAUGAGGUCCUGACUGAUGUUACAGAGUCCACCUCAGUGGAUGUGCUGCUGACAAACCUCAUCAGGGGGAACCUGCUUCCCUCUGCUCGCCUCUGGAUAACCACACGACCUGCAGCAGCCAAUCAGAUCCCUCCUGAGUGUGUUGACGUGGUGACAGAGGUCAGAGGGUUCACUGACCCACAGAAGGAGGAGUACUUCAGGAAGAGAUUCAGAGAUGAGGAGCAGGCCAGCAGAAUCAUCUCCCACAUCAAGACAUCACGAAGCCUCCACAUCAUGUGCCACAUCCCAGUCUUCUGCUGGAUCACUGCUACAGUUCUGGAGGAGGUGUUGAAGACCAGAGAGGGAGGAGAGCUGCCCAAGACCCUGACUGAGAUGUACAUCCACUUCCUGGUAGUUCAGUCCAAACAGAAGAACAUCAAGUAUGAUGGAGGAGCUGAGACAGAUCCACACUGGAGUCCAGAGAGCAGGAAGAUGAUUGAGUCUCUGGGAAAACUGGCUUUUGAGCAGCUGCAGAAAGGCAACCUGAUCUUCUUUGAAUUAGACCUGACAGAGUGUGGCAUCGAUGUCAGAGCAGCCUCAGUGUACUCAGGAGUGUUCACACAGAUCUUUAAAGAGGAGAGAGGGCUGUACCAGGACAAGGUGUACUGCUUCGUCCAUCUGAGCGUUCAGGAGUUUCUGGCUGCUCUUUAUGUCCAUCUGACCUUGAACUCUGGUGUCAAUCUGCUGGCAGAAGAACAACCAACCUCCUGGCGGUGGUGGCGGUUUGGAAACAAAUCUCAACCAACACUUCUCUACCAGAGUGCUGUGGACCAGGCCUUACAGAGUACAAAUGGACACCUGGACUUGUUCCUUCGCUUCCUCCUGGGUCUUUCUCUGAAGACCAAUCAGACUCUCCUACGAGGCCUGUUGACACACACAGGAAGCAUAUCAGAGACCAGUCAGGAAACAGUUGAGUACAUCAAAGAGAAGAUAAGCGAGAAUCUGUCUACAGAGAAAAGCAUCAAUCUCUUCCACUGUCUGAAUGAACUGAAGGACCGUUCUCUAGUGGAGCAGAUCCAACAGUUCCUGAGUUCAGGAAGUCUCUCCACAGAUAAACUGUCUCCAUCUCAGUGGUCAGCUCUGGUCUUCAUCUUACUGUCAUCAGAAAAAGAUCUGGAUGUGUUUGACCUGAAGAAAUACUCUGCUUCAGAGGAGGCUCUUCUGAGGCUGCUGCCAGUGGUCAAAGCCUCCAACAAAGCUCUGCUGAGUUGCUGUAAUCUGUCGGAGAGAAGCUGUGAAGCUCUGUCCUCAGUUCUCAGCUCCCAGUCUUCUAGUCUGACAGAGCUAGACCUGAGUAACAACGACCUGCAGGAUUCAGGACUGAAGCUACUCUCUGCUGGACUGGAAAGUCCCCAUUGUAAACUGGAGACUCUCAGGCUGUCAGGCUGUCUGAUCACAGAGGAAGGCUGUGCUUCUCUGGCCUCAGCUCUGAGGUCCAACCCCUCCCAUCUUAGAGAGCUGGACCUGAGCUACAAUCAUCCAGGAAACACAGGGGUAAAGCAGCUAUCUACUGGACUGGAGGAUCCACACCGGAGAUUGGAAACUCUCAGGGUGGAACAUGCUGGAGAGCAGUGGCUGAAACCUGGUCUGAGGAAGUAUUUUUGUGAACUCACACUGGACACAAACACAGUAAACAGAUACUUGAAACUGUCUGACAACAACAGGGAGGUGACGGCAGUGACAGAGGAGCAGCCAUAUCCUCCUCAUCCAGAGAGGUUUGAAUGUCCACAGCUGCUGUGUAGAGAUGGUCUCACUGGUCGCUGUUACUGGGAGGUCGAGUGGAGAGGAAGGGUUUAUAUAUCAGUGACUUACAGAGGAAUCAAAAGAAGUGGAGGCAGUGAUGACUGCAGGUUUGGACGGAAUAAUCAGUCCUGGAGUCUGAGGUGCUCUGAUGUUGAUGGUUACUCUGCCUGGCACAAUAAUGGAAGAACAGUCCUCUCCUCCUCUGUCUCUAACAGAGUAGCAGUGUAUGUGGACUGUCCUGCUGGCACUCUGUCCUUUUACAGUGUCUCCUCUGGCACACUGAUCCACCUCCACACCUUCAGCACCACAUUCACUGAACCUCUGUAUGCUGGGUUUGAGUUUGGGUUGUGGCCUGAUUCAUUUAUGUCUCUGUGUUCACUGUAAGAGGGAGAGUCUCCUCCUGUGUAGAGAAACACUCACACUGCUGAAAACACACACACACACACACAAUCUUUGUGUAAGUCAUACUAACUCAAAAUAUCUGGACUGUAUAUGGACCAGAAGUAAUCAGCUUAAUAGAUGUGCUGAGAUUGUGAGCCACCCGCUGGAAGGAUAACAGGUAUGAGGCGUGAAGUGAUAAAAGAAUAGGCAGUUAGGAAGCGGAAGGUUAAGUCGAAAAGAUGAGAUUUGGGUUUUGAUUUAAAGACAGUCAGACUGUGUAAUGUUAGCAGAUUAUGCCAGAGAAAAUGGGCACGAUAGGAAAAGGCAGCCAGCUGACUUCUGAUAACCUCUGGGGUCAGACAGACAGGCCUGUAUUCUGAGCACAGGAUGAGAUAUAAGGAGACAGGUAUGAAGGGGCAGGCCCAUUUAAUAUUUUGUGAGUCAUCAGAAGCACAGAGGUUGAUCUUACAUGAAUAGGCAGCCAAUGGAGGUAAGGUGGAAUUGGUCAGAUUUUUGUAGCUUAGUUGAGAUACGAGCUGCAGCAUUCUGAACCAUUAGAAAACUUUUAGUCAAGUCUGUAAUACGAUAUUUUUUGAGCAGGUCAUUUUCAUAUUUCAAAAGCAGGAUGUCUUACAAAGCAUUGUUUAUUGAACCCCGGCCAUUGAGACUGGCAACGGCAUACAACAUUAGGAAAAGGUCUUGGUGAUGUCUUGAAUGUGCUGACCACAGAGAGGAAAGGAUUGAACACAACAGAGAUUCUGGGCUGUCAAACUUUUAAGACAUCACACCGGUUUUGUAAGUCACUGUUGCUUAAUCAAACUUAUGUUUAUGUCGAGUAGGGCCACGACAGAUGAGCAAAGGGGUUUGUGUGCUUUUAGAGAGGUGUAUGCAGGUGUGCCUUCACUAAAUACAAUGAUGAAAAUAUCAGCUGCUGGCCUGCUCUGAGCAGUGAAGUUGCAUUGAUGUUAUUGGCUACAUAUGACAAUGGAUCGGAGACACAAGACAGCUGUUAAUAUUUUAACUUGUACAUAAUCAGUAUUUUGUAUACUCAAAACCAGAAGGUUUAUUCCUUAUGUAUUUAUUCAGAAAUGUAUAAAACCUCCCAUUUACAAAGGCCUUGUCUCAUCAUCCAAAUAAAUAAAUGUUUUAAAAACACA
Micropterus salmoides (largemouth bass) is the source of this 4725-nucleotide messenger RNA. RefSeq names its product NLR family CARD domain-containing protein 3-like. Gene Ontology annotation, molecular function: protein binding. NCBI's taxonomy places the organism in Eukaryota, Metazoa, Chordata, Actinopteri, Centrarchiformes, Centrarchidae. The coding region runs from base 116 to 3571 and encodes 1151 amino acids. The record is from RefSeq and is a predicted model, not a curated record. The transcript has 12 exons.